Molecule: messenger RNA, 924 nt
Organism: Perognathus longimembris pacificus (Pacific pocket mouse)
Lineage: Eukaryota; Metazoa; Chordata; Mammalia; Rodentia; Heteromyidae
Product: olfactory receptor 4C11-like
Exons: 1
Coding region: 1-924 (307 amino acids)
Biological process (GO): G protein-coupled receptor signaling pathway
Cellular component (GO): membrane
Molecular function (GO): olfactory receptor activity; G protein-coupled receptor activity
Source: RefSeq, a predicted model, not a curated record
AUGCAACAAAACAGCAGUGUGACAGAGUUUGUACUGUUAGGGUUGACACAGGAUCCUCAGAGACAAAAUAUGGUGUUUUUCAUCUUCUUGCUUUUCUAUGUGUGCACUCUUGUGGGGAAUAUGCUCAUCAUUGUGACCAUCACAUUCAGCUCAACACUUGGGAGUCCCAUGUACUUCUUCCUGUUUCAUUUGUCCUGUGCAGAUACCUUCUUUUCAACAUCCAUAGUACCCAGACUACUUGUGGAUUCCCUCUCUGCAAAGAAAAUCAUUUCGUACAAUGAAUGUAUGACCCAAAUCUUUGUACUGCAUCUAUUUGGAAGCUUAGAGAUCUUUGUCCUUGUCCUCAUGGCCAUUGAUCGCUAUGUGGCCAUCUGCAAGCCCUUGCGCUACCCAACCAUCAUGAGGAGGCAGGUCUGCCUCAUCUCCAUUGUGUUUGCCUGGAUUGGUUCUUUUGUACAUGGCACUACUCAGAUUAUUCUGCUCUUGAGACUGCCCUUCUGUGGACCCAAUUUGAUUGACCAUUACUGCUGUGAUUUGCAGCCCUUGUUGAAACUUGCCUGCAUGGACACUUACGUGGUCAACUUGCUGUUUGUUUCCAACAGUGGGGCCCUUUGCUCCUGCAGUUUUGUUGUUCUGAUGAUCUCAUACAUAGUCAUCUUGCGCUCACUGCGAAACCACAGUGCAGACGGGAGGAAGAAAGCCCUCUCCACUUGCUCUUCUCACAUCAUUGUAGUUGUACUAUUUUUUGGCCCCUGUAUAUUCAUAUACACACGUCCACCAACCACUUUGCCCAUAGACAAGAUGGUAACAGUGUUUUAUACAGCCGGAACACCCUUUCUCAACCCACUUGUGUAUACUCUGAGGAAUGCAGAAGUGAAGAAUGCCAUGAGAAAGCUGUGGCAUGUUCUAAGGAUGGGUGAAUAA